Molecule: messenger RNA, 1710 nt
Organism: Pygoscelis adeliae (Adelie penguin)
Lineage: Eukaryota; Metazoa; Chordata; Aves; Sphenisciformes; Spheniscidae
Product: multidrug and toxin extrusion protein 2-like
Exons: 18
Coding region: 1-1710 (569 amino acids)
Biological process (GO): xenobiotic detoxification by transmembrane export across the plasma membrane
Cellular component (GO): membrane
Molecular function (GO): antiporter activity; xenobiotic transmembrane transporter activity
Source: RefSeq, a predicted model, not a curated record
AUGCGCCUCUCCAUCAAGCUGCAUAGUUGCAAAGCCAUCGUGCGUCACAUCUUCCUUAGCGACAGACGAUGGAGCUGGUUCUCCAGCAGCGUGCUGGGCUCUCGGCUUGCCAACUGCUGGGUAGAAAGGAGGUUUGUCGCCCAGCUGCUGGGUUUCUUGAUCAGCGUGGUCAGCUCCAUCUUCUGUGGUCACCUGGGGAAAGCCGAGCUGGAUGCUGUGACGCUGGCCGUCUCCGUUAUCAAUGUGACAGGCAUCUCCAUCGGUUCUGGUUUAGCCUCAGCAUGCGACACACUGAUGUCCCAGACAUAUGGCGGCAAGAACCUGAAGCAGGUGGGCACUAUCCUGCAGCGGGGGAUCCUCAUCCUACUGCUGUGCUGCUUCCCUUGCUGGGCGCUCUUCAUCAACACCGAGCGGAUCCUCCUGCUCAUCGGACAGGACCCCGAGGUCUCCAGGUUAACUCAGGUCUACGUGAUGAUCUUUAUUCCAGCGCUUCCUGCGGCGUUUCUGUACCAGCUGCAGACAAGAUAUUUACUAAGUCAGGCGAUCAUUUUGCCUCAGGUGUUGACGGGGAUUGCAGCCAACAUCCUCAAUGUGGCCAUGAACGCCUUCUUCCUAUAUGUGCUGAAGCUAGGCAUGGUGGGCUCUGCCUGGGCUAACACUGUUUCUCAGUACACCCAGGCCAUUCUGCUCUUCCUUUACGUGUGGUGGAAGAAGAUCCACGUGGAAACUUGGGGAGGUUGGACCAGGGACUGCCUCCUGGACUGGGGCUCCUUUAUCUGGCUGGCGGUGCCCAGCAUGCUCAUGAUGUGUAUUGAAUGGUGGACCUUUGAGAUUGGGAGCUUCUUGGCAGGGCUGCUCAGUGUGGUGGAGCUGGGCGCGCAGUCUGUCAUCUACGAGCUCUCCUCUGCGGCAUACAUGGUGCCUCUAGGCUUCAGCGUGGCUGCGAGUGUCAGAGUGGGCAAUGCCUUGGGAUCGGGGGAUGUGGUGCAAGCCAAGACCUCCUGCAUUACUGCCCUGCUGUGCACAGAAGUUUUUGCUGUUGUGGUUGCAACAUUACUGGGAACCCUAAAGGAUGUGGUGGGAUACAUCUUCACCAAUGACAAGGAGAUCGUUAUCUUGGUGUCCAAAGUGAUGAUCAUCUUUGCUCCAUUCCACUUGUUUGAUGCAGCAGCAGCGACCUGCGGCGGUGUGCUGCGGGGCACAGGGAAGCAGAAGAUGGGUGCUAUCGCCAACGCCAUCGGCUAUUAUGCCAUCGGCCUGCCCAUCGGCGUCUCACUGAUGUUUGCGGCUAAGAUGGGGGUGUUAGGUCUGUGGGUGGGGAUGAUCAUUUGCAUCUCUCUGCAAGCCGUUUCCUUCUCCACUUUUGUCAUGCGCAUGGAUUGGAAGAAAGCUGCAGAAGAGGCUCAAGUUCGAGCUGGACUGAAAAAACAACUGGAAGAUGUGAACUCCGAUGGCACAGCUGCUAACAAAGCAUCGGCUGUGGAUUACAUCUCCCUUGACACGGACACUGUGGUCCUGCCCGAGAGCGUUGUGGAAGGUGAGAGGCAACCUGACCACCAGCUCAUCACACAGGAGGUGCCUGCUGUCGUCCCUGCUCCUCCCGCUGUGGUAUGGAGGGCCCUGAUCAUCCGCCGCAUGCUGGCUGCUGCCGCUGCCAUCGCUGUCCUGCUGGUGGGCAUACUGGUCCGGCUCCUGACUGGCAAUGGCUAG